AUGCUGAAGCAAAAAUUCCGUCAACUCUAUCACAUCAACUUACGGAAGAUACCUUUGAUAGUCCAUUUUGUAAGAGCAGUCUAUAUUCUCCAUAAUAUUGCUAUCAAGGAUGAGCUUCCAGAUGCUAAUUUAAUAAAGACGAUCAAGGCUGAGAAUGCUGCAGUAGCCAUUGGUGAUGAUAAUGAGGAUAUAGAAGAUGAUGGUAGUGCUGUUGCUAUUAGGGACUACAUUGCAGAUAUAUUAUGA
Molecule: messenger RNA, 246 nt
Organism: Acanthoscelides obtectus
Lineage: Eukaryota; Metazoa; Arthropoda; Insecta; Coleoptera; Chrysomelidae
Source: the annotation of a GenBank genome assembly